Molecule: messenger RNA, 1803 nt
Organism: Durotheca rogersii
Lineage: Eukaryota; Fungi; Ascomycota; Sordariomycetes; Xylariales; Xylariaceae
Exons: 3
Coding region: 195-1493 (432 amino acids)
Source: RefSeq, a predicted model, not a curated record
AUAAAAAUUCGUCGUGGGUUCGGGCCCCGUUGCUCACCUAGAUAUCAGAGUGCACACCCCUCUCCUCUCGCUCCCGUCAGGAACACACUCCUCCCCUCACUCUAGAAAGAAACACUCUCCUCUUCCCUCCUAGCUACCGUCAAGCCUCAGCUCCAUCGCCACACGUUUCUCACCUCGAAAGGUCGUGUGCCAAGAUGCUGGUUACGAAAGUAGUAGCCGCCGUCGCUGCCCUGCUCCCUACCGCUGCGCAUGCGGAGGGCCCCCUCUCGUCCUGUCCCAAUGUACCGCCCAUUCGCUACCCCUUUAAUCUCGCCCCAGGUUGGUCCGCGACCAAGGUACUGGGCAAAUUGACCUCGCCUCGAAGCUUGGUUGUUGAUAGUGCUGGACGCCUCUUGAUAGUUGAGCAGGGAGUUGGCGUCAGUCAGCACCUUGUAGACCCCGAUGGCUGCGUGGCCGGCUCUCGAAAUCUGAUCUCGCUGCCUGCCCUGAGCCAUGCGAUCUAUCUCGCCACGGAUCAGAAGGUUCUAUACGCAAGCUCGCCGACUACCGUAUUCGCCUGGACCUAUGACCCGACCUCGGGCGACGUAGGCGGAUCCCCGCAGGUUGUUGUCAGGAGCAUGAGCAAGGACGGGCACCAGUCUCGGUCGCUGAUUAUCCCGCCGGACCACCCGGAAAUCCUGGUUGUGUCCCACGGCUCCGACAAUAACAUCGAUCCCACCACCUCCAACCCUCUGACCGGACGCGCCAUCGUCAAAGCCUUCAACAUCACAACCUCCCCAAGCACUGGUUACAACUUUGUGUACGAUGGCUGGUGGGUCGGGUACGGCCUACGAAAUUCCCUCGGGCUGGCUUUAGACCGUAACAAUAUGCUUUGGGCCGUAGAGAAUAGCGCUAGACACCUUACUCGCGAGGUUCAGGGCAACGUGUCCGACAUCAACCAGGGAAACCCAGCAGAGGAAAUCAAUUUUCUGGGCGACGUUUCCGUACUCCAGUACACGUGGUUUGGUUUCCCCGUGUGCUAUACAGUCUGGACACCCAGUAAAGCCAUCAUGCGGAACGAGACAACCGAGUAUGAAGUCGGCGAUCAGUUCGUGCUAGCGCCCAACCCGUCGUUCCAAGACGAUACAUGCAUCCAGAUGUCUACGCCGCCAAAGCUGGGCCUUCCAGCGCAUUCGGAGCCAUAUGAUGCCAAGUUCGACGCCCCGAAAUAUGACAAUCUAUUCGUCACACUGCACGGAAGCUGGGAUGUCUUUCCCUCUGUUGGGUACAAGCUCGUAGCUGUACCGUUCGGCUCCGGAGCAGGCGGCUUUUCUCCGGUGGCGCAGGUCACCAACACUUCGGGAUAUGUGGAUAUACUCUACCCAUACAAUGAAGGAAACUGCUCUUCCGGAAACUGUACGCGGCCUACGAGCAUAGUCUUCGACGCAGCUGGGCGCCUGUACCUGACGAGCGAUACUUCUGGGGAAGUAUUCGUCCUCAAAGGUCCCGAGUAACGCCUCUCACCCAUAUCGCUCCGAUAGCAAACUACCUUGUAACCUCGGAUGGAUCUACAGCAGGGACCGGGGGAAAGCAGGCUGAAUCUAGCUAGCACUCUGGGUGUCCACGUAUGUCUAGCACGCUUCCCGUGUAGUGUUCCAUCACAGUCCAUCUGUGUGGGGGAUCAAAUGAAAUAAGUUAGUAUGUCUUUCGACGAGGAAGAGCAUAAGUAUUAAUUGGCAGAUGAGGUUGAAUCUUGUGAUGGGGUUGUUUCGACGAACGUUCGCUGCUCGAGUUUCAUGUACUUGCCAAUUGUGGAGGCCUCGA